AUGAUUUUAAUAGAGUACGACCUUCUUGGCCCUAAUUCGGAGGCUAACACUUCGAUAUCUCAGUUGCAGCAAAAGCUAGAGAUGAUUGGGCAGCUCCCAGGUGAGGUUGAUCAAGUUAAAGCUGAUUGUCAUCGAUGGAAGGAGAGCAUGGAUCAACUUGCUACCGAUAAGGAAGUCAUUACAGCCCAACUGGCCUCGGCUGAAACUCAACUCCGAGGCAUUAAAGUGAAGGGUCUGGCCCAGGCCAAGAAAAUUGAGGAGGAUUUCGUGUCCGUUCAAGAUGAAUUGAGGGAGGACUCCGACCGGGAGGAAGGGAGCAAUGAUUUGGCCAAGUGCCAGGCCCAGAGGGAGACUCUCGAAGAAAUCCAUGCCCGAGGGUUCGACCUUGCCGAGGAUAUAGCCGAGGCAAAGGCGCGGGAAACCGAUGCUAGGUUUCUUGUCUCUUCCGAUGAUGAAGAUGUAGUGAGUGGCUCCGGGGAUGGGGAAGGUGAAGAAGAUGUUCCCGAGGGAGAGGAGGCUCUCGAAGAUAGAGCUGCUGAAGGUGCAGUUCUUGAAGAUGACGCUCCCGGGGGUGUGACCCUAAAAAUAGAUUAG
Nicotiana tabacum (common tobacco) is the source of this 594-nucleotide messenger RNA. NCBI's taxonomy places the organism in Eukaryota, Viridiplantae, Streptophyta, Magnoliopsida, Solanales, Solanaceae. The record is from RefSeq and is a predicted model, not a curated record.